GAGGCGACACAAGUCCAUGUGGUACUGCGUGAUCACUCGAGCACGGGCCAGAGAGAGCGGUGUGAUUUUUUUUAAUAUAUUUAAGGAGAAUGAGAAAUUCCUGGGCUUUCGCGCGUCUCGUGUUUAUCGACUAGAAUAAGCUCAAAUAAAAAGGUUGCGAACGUCAGGUGAUAAAACAAAGAAAAUCGUGCUGAAAUUGGUGCGUUAAAUGUUGCCUUAAGGGAGCAUUUGUUUGAGGUGUGAAAAAUCGUGUUUCGGGGGCAGCGAGGAGAAAUUCUUGCCUCGUUUUUUUUAUCUUUGAGAUCGCAACGUGUGCGUGCGUGAACCAUGGCGGAUUUAGACGAUUUUUUUGCGAAAAAAGAUCGCAAGAAGGCGAAAGGAAAAAAAUUUACAACGACCGAGGAAAUCGCCAAGAAACUCGAGGAGACCGGAAAACGCGUUGAGAAACCUAAACCAAAGGACAAACCGGCCAAUCCCGAAGAAGAUGAAGUUGCUCAAACGGCCCCCGAAGAGGAUGAAUGGCGAGAGUUCGAGGAGGAGAAAAAGGAUUACACGGGUUUGAAAAUAGGUAAUUUGGCGGUGACUGAUAAUACCGAUGGCGAGUCGGAAGAAGAGAGAGGAACAGGGGAAAACAGUUCUGACGGCGAAGCGACCGAAGCUGGUGGAAAGCAGAGCGGCCCUUGGAAAAAACAAGAAUUGCCAGAGCAAAAAGAAACUGUAGGAGAGGCUCCGCCUGCGGGAGGAGGAAGUUACAAAGCGCCUCAUUUGAGGAACGUAAGCUCAUCUGUUUCAACAAGUUCAAGGUCGAGAAUGAGAAAAGUUGCUCCCGAUAUCAACAGCGAAGAAUAUUUUCCUACACUUAGCGGCAAACAACCUCAGAGCGGAGAAUCUGGCCCAUGGGGAAGAUGGAAACGCGAAGAAGGAAAUUUUGAGGAAGUUCGCAACCGAGGAGGCAGCAGAGGAUACAGUAUGCCGGAAUCGCAGGGAGCACAAGCCCCGAAGCUUUCAUUGGGCAACAAAUAUGGCGCUCUCUCUCAGGACCAGAGCUGAGAUCGCGACCGAGGCAUUUUCUCGUGGGAGAAUAAAUCGUGACGUCGUUGUAAAAUGCAUCGUUUCGUAGCCCAGUCGGUGCUCUGCCGAAGACCCAUUUUUAUAGGAUAGAAAUUUUGUUUUUGCGCUCUCCCCCUGCCCCCCUGGUUUUGUUUAUUGAGAAAAAUGAAAAGCGAGAAAACCCAAGGAAAUAUGAGAAGAAACGAAACGGCGUCGACGUGGUGCGAAGAAUGUUUAAAAAAUCGCCUGCGUCGACACUUUAUUUAAUAUAUUGAUAUUAUCAAUGAUGGAGAUUCACUUUGUGACAAAAAAUAUGAAAAACGAUGAAAUAUAUCGGGAUUCCGGACCGCCACAUUGGCUCGUUCCAACUUUCGCCGCUAGAAUCGCACGGAUUGCAUUUUUUUAAAUCUCCUUUUCAAGUAUAGGUAACUCGCAGAGUUUUAUUUCCGCCUAUUUUCGAAGGCAAUUUUUUCAUUUUCGCGACACUAUUGCCCAUUUAUUAUUUCAUUGACAUAGUAAAUUGCCAUUUCGCAAAUAUCUCGAUAAACACGAAGACACACAAUGAAGAUGAAAAAUUUUCCCAUUUUCGCCACAUUUUCGUGCGGUUCCUAUUUUUUACGUUUAUCUAAAUAAUUCAUAAAUACGAAAGGAUGUUCGGAGACUCAAGGAAAACAUAAUAAAAUGGUAAAUACAUCGACUAAGUGCGAGGGAGAGAGAAAAAGAGAGGCGAUAAAUUAAAUGAAUAAAUUAAUUGAAGAGAAAGAAAUAAAUCGUGCGAAUAAGAGCUGAUUGAUAAAGAGGAUAAAAAAGAGCAACAAUUUGUAGGUAAAAUUAAGAAUUAAGCGUAUAUGCGUAGAAAAUAAAUAAAAAAAUCAUUAAAUGAGAGAAGAAAUAACAACUUAAAAGAAGUAAUAAUUAUAACGAAUAAAUAAUUGAAUAAUUCAUCAAAAUAACGAGAGUGAUUCUCACCGGGGCUGGGCUUCGGAACAUGUCGAAAUAUAAACGAAACCAACAAAGAGACACAAAGUAUAAAAAACAAAAUAAAAAAAAUCGAGUUUGUUCACUGCGAUGCUAAUUUUUCGUUUUGAGAGCGGCAUUAAAGGAGAAGUAAAUGAUAAUGGAAGAAAUCAAUUGAUAGGCGAUAAGCUAACGGGAUGAGAAUAAUUGGGUGACAUUUUGUUUGUUUUUAAAUGGAAAAUUUUGUUCGCACGAAUGAUUUUCAGUUUGAAGAGGACAAAGAAACACUCUAUUUACACUUUUGUUGACGAUUGUUUAAUUAUUUCUGUUAGAUAAGGCUUUUUUUAAAUAAAACAAAGACACAUUGAAGAGAA
Molecule: messenger RNA, 2381 nt
Organism: Venturia canescens
Lineage: Eukaryota; Metazoa; Arthropoda; Insecta; Hymenoptera; Ichneumonidae
Product: protein CDV3 homolog
Exons: 3
Coding region: 328-1050 (240 amino acids)
Cellular component (GO): cytoplasm
Source: RefSeq, a predicted model, not a curated record